GCUCAGCCCACAUCAGUUUGGGGUAACCGUGUUAGAUACCAUUGUUUAUUCACAUAACAUAAUUGCAUUGCCAAAUUGGCGAGCUUCCAUUAAAUUGGCUAACGUUAUCGUUACCAGUAUUUAACCAACAAUAGCUAGCCACCUAGGUAGCUAACGUAAGGAAAAGGCUUCUUAAUCAUGCUACGUUUCUCGUGAUUUGAGUUGUUCCUUCAUCCACACCACUAACCAUGACUCGGUUAGCAAGUAAUCAGAUUCUAACCAGUCUAGACUAGUUGGCUGUACUGCGGGCGCGGGCACACAUCGAUAGCAAAGCAAACCACUACUAGCUAUAGCGUUAGCCUUACCGAGUGGCGACGUAUUUUGACACGUUUAGCCGGUGGAGUGGGUGCCUGGGGAAGAUCCAGGAGGGCGGUGGGGGACUGGGGAAAGGCUUUGGGGGCGGCCGGACACGAUGGCGGAGACGGAGGUGUGUCAGCCAGAUCACCUGACCGGGCUGCUGAAGGGAAGGGGAUGGGGCCAGGUAGUGGAUCAUGUGGUGACCAUGAUCUUCCUCGAAGCCCUCAUCCUCCACAUCCUGGUCAAGAUCCUGGACGUAAGCAGCCACGUCCAGAGUAUCAGGCUGAUGCCCUGCAGCUCCCCGCCUGUCUGCGAGUACAGGUACUCAAGGCCGAUGGGCUCCUCUGCAAAGUGAGCCUGGAUUAAAACUUGUGCCAAAACACGCAUCCAAGGGAGAGUUGGCGCUGACAUUAGGAAGCUACUCACCAGUGUGCUCGACAGGCUUGAUGUGAUCCUUGACCAGGGCCAAGCGCUGAGCUGGUUAAGGGAGUGCUGCCGGUGGCCACCGUAGCAGAGCAGAGGCUGCACUCGUCCCUCCACUGCGGCUGCGGCACGGUUCCAUCUCACCAGUUCGUCCAGCAGGAACGCCUGGAAGUGCGAGGCGUUCUCACGAUCUCCUGAAAAUAAACAGAAUGCAUUAUGCAGGCUGCUGAUGAUCAGACGUCCUGGAGAAGAUGCAGUUUUAAAGAGGACUCCCAGUGAGAGCAGCAGCUGCGGUGGAUAUGAACGGGGUGUCCCCCUCCAGCCUGCCCCUGUCCCUGAGCCUGAUCUCUGGCCAGGAGGUGCCCCCCAUCAGGGUGCACGAGUGCUCCCCGUCCCACUGCGCCACGCCCGGGCCCACCAUUGCCGUGACCUCGCCGUCACCUGGCUGCGGGACCCGUGCAAACCCCGCCCUGCUCCCUGCCCUGGGCCUUAGGAAAAAGCUGCUGACCAACGGAAAGGACCUGAACAUGCUCAGCGUCCCUCAGCUGCCGCGGAAACAGGCCCCCUCUCUUCCUGUUCCCGACACCUCCUGCACCACUCCGGAGCUCCAGUCACAGUUUUCAGGCAGCAGCGUCACAGGUAGCCUGUCUCUGGGACCCUGCUGCCGGAUGUUAGGGCGCUAUGGCGCGGCUGCAAACCUGAUGGUGACCAACAGCCCCAUGCUGGGGCACGGCGCGGUGCCCCUCCAGCCUGGCCAGGCCGGCAUCGCAGGUCCCCGCGCCCCACACUGCCCCCCGCACCCCGGGGACCUGGCACUGCCCUACACCGACGCCAGGUCAGUGCUGUCCAGAGAGUCCUUGGCGUCCACCACCCUGAGCUUGGCAGAGAGCGGCCGUCAGGAAUGGCCUUAUGGGUACCGCGUGCUGCCCCCCCUGCCCAGCCAGCAGAACUCCAGCCAGGGGAGCGGGGACGCCGAGCGGUCGGGCGUCCGCCCGGGAAGCGGCAGGUCCGGGGCCACCAGCAUCUCCAACUCGGCCUCCCUGCCCUCCUACCUCUUCAGCGGGGACGUGGCCGGAGGGUCCCUGGUGCCCAGCCCCCGCCACUCGGCCCGCUCGAAGAAACGGGCGCUCUCCAUGUCCCCGCUGUCCGACGGCAUGGCCAUCGACUUCAACUCGGUCAUCCGCACCUCCCCCACGUCGCUGGUGGCCUACAUCAACGGCUCGCUGCACUCCCCGGCCUCGCGCCCCGCCCUCUCGCCCCUGCAGCCCGAGGUGUACGGACACUUCCUGGGCGUGCGGGGGAGCUGCAUCCCCCUGGCCACCGCCGGCUGCCUCAGCCCCUGCGCCCCCGCCUUGCCCGGCCCGCCGCUGGCCCUGCCCGCCCCCGACGACGACUGCCUGCGCAUGCAGAGGCUCGAGCUGAGGGGGGCGCUGGAGAGCAGGGCGCAGCUGGUCAACAUGGUGGUCCAGCACCAGCAUUGCGCUCCGCCCCCGUCGUCCUCUCCGGAGCUACCGAGCGCGCUCCCCAAGGGCUUCCCGCCGGGUUCGCCUCACCGACGGGAACUGCCCGUCGCCAGGACGCCCACCCCCGCGCCUCCCCAGGGUCCCCCACCGCCGUACCACUCCCACCAGCACCUGCGGAGGCCCCAAAAUGGCUUCCUGGAGUGUCCUCAGAUGCCCGCGUCCGACCUGCUGCUGCCCCCCGGGCUCGGUUCCGAGCUGCAGCCCCUCCCUCCCUGUCCUCUGCUGGAGGAGGAGCCGGAGGCGGAGCCCAGGGACUCCAGCAGGGGGCACUGCUGCCGCUGGAUGGACUGCAACGCCGCCUACGACCAGCAGGAGUCCCUGGUGAGGCACAUAGAGAAGCUGCACAUCGACCAGCGCAAGGGCGAGGACUUCACCUGCCUGUGGGCGGGGUGCCCACGCAGACACAAGCCCUUCAACGCCCGCUACAAGCUCCUCAUCCACAUGAGGGUCCACUCCGGAGAGAAGCCCAACAAGUGCACGUUUGACGGGUGUCGGAAGGCCUUCUCUCGACUGGAGAACCUGAAGAUCCAUUUCCGCAGCCACACGGGGGAGAAGCCGUACCUGUGCCAGCACCCCGGCUGCAACAAGGCCUUCAGCAACUCCAGUGACCGCGCCAAACACCAGCGCACACACCUCGACACGAAACCCUACACGUGCCAGAUCCCUGGAUGUGCGAAGCGCUACACGGAUCCCAGCUCCUUGCGCAAGCACGUGAAGGCCCACUCCUCCAGAGAGCUGCAGACCAGGAAGAAGUUGAGGUCCAGUUCAGAAAUGGACCAGGAUGCGCUGACAGACUGUCUCACCAUCCAGCCCCUGCAACGGAGCUCCUCCCCCCUGGAGACAGGGGGCAACGUGCUGGAUCACUCCCCAGGGCCUGCCCAUGACAUAUAUCCAGGCAUGUUCCCGACAAACCAGUCCGCCCACAGUCAUACAGUGGCUGGACCCAUACCCUCUGCUGCCCCGAUGGGACACCCCACCCCAGGCAGCAUAGUCCCUCUGCUGCCCCCUCUGCAAGACUCGUGCAGGUUUACAUCCAUGUCCCCUCACCACCUCAGCCUGGAGACACACAGAAUGCCCGCUCUGCCCAACCCUCGGCCCCAGAACUCCUCGAUGGCGCCCCAAAAGACCGCUGUACCCCUGGGCCAUUCCAGCCACUCAGCUGCAGCCAACAAACCUCACCUGCAAGGUUUCAGUGCUCAGGCCCAGACUGUCUGCCCGCUGCCUUACAAUGCUUCGCCCAUAUCAACAAAGCCAGGCCCGUCCUGUCACAUGAAGUUUCCCACCAUUGAGGAAGGCGUCGCUGCCUCAGUGCCCUCUCAGUAUGGACUGGAUGCGUUCCGCAGCGCUCUCACAGGUAUCACAGUGUAUGACCUCCAGGGGGGAUACCAGGACUUUCUGGGGGAUCCAAUGCAAGGAAUGACAGACGAAAGCCACUUCCUGCAGGUCACCGCCUUCGACCGCUGCCCCAGCCAGCUCUCCUCCAUCUACACUGAGGGAUGCAGGUCCAGGCUGUCUCUACACUGA
This is a messenger RNA of Anguilla rostrata (American eel), 3806 nucleotides long. RefSeq names its product GLIS family zinc finger 3 (gene glis3). Gene Ontology annotation, molecular function: DNA-binding transcription factor activity, RNA polymerase II-specific; RNA polymerase II cis-regulatory region sequence-specific DNA binding. Gene Ontology annotation, biological process: regulation of transcription by RNA polymerase II. NCBI's taxonomy places the organism in Eukaryota, Metazoa, Chordata, Actinopteri, Anguilliformes, Anguillidae. Gene Ontology annotation, cellular component: nucleus. The record is from RefSeq and is a predicted model, not a curated record. The coding region runs from base 1059 to 3806 and encodes 915 amino acids. The transcript has 12 exons.